AUGAUCUACGUGACAACAUUUUUAUUACGUAAAACUAGUGUACAGCUCAGGGGUGUAACGCUAAGCAACUGGCCGUAUGUGGACCGGUAUCGAGACAAAGACGGACAGAUAGCUUACGAUGGGUUUGCCAUUGAGGUCAUAGACCGCAUCUCAAAGAGUGCCGGCUUUGACUACGACCUCUACGAAGUACCCGAUGGCAAGUAUGGCGUCUACGACAAUGAAACCGGUCGUUUCGAUGGCCUUAUUGGUGAACUGGUCGCUAAUAGAGCCGACUUUGCAGUGGCCGACCUGACCAUUAACGAUGAGAGGCGCGCUUUCGUCAACUUUACCGAACCAUUUAUGACGACAAGUUUGGCCGCUAUUGUCCACCGCAAACACGCCGAUCACAUCCUCUCAUUCGUCGAUCUGUAUCAUCAGUCUGAGGUCAAGUACGGUGUAAUAGAUAAUUCGGCCACUGCUCUGUUUUUUCAUAAUUCACGGGACGAUAUACUUCGYAAAAUGUAUGUCCAAAUGACACAACACCCGUUCGGCUUUGUGGCCACAAAAGAGGAGGGACUAAAAAUGGUUAACGAGAGUAACUAUGCGCUCAUUACGGAAUCGGUUACUCUGGAGUACUUGUCUAACAUACAGUGCGAUUUGGUGAUCGUCAACGAUACUAACAGUGACUUUCGUGACUUUCAGCGCCACUACGCCAUAGGUCUUCGCCGGGGAUCACAGUAUUUGAAUGCAUUUAACUUUGCCAUCGAUGAGCUCAAGAAUAGCGGAGAAUUGGAUCAAAUUAGAGAUAGUUAUUGGGUUAAUGAAUGUGUGGAACAAACAGAAGAGUAUGAAAUAAACGGAACAUCCAAUCGGUUGACACGUGUUGGCCAAGUGUUGAUACUUUUGAUGACAUUAGUGAUGACAUUAUUUAUUAUUUAA
Molecule: messenger RNA, 918 nt
Organism: Oppia nitens
Lineage: Eukaryota; Metazoa; Arthropoda; Arachnida; Sarcoptiformes; Oppiidae
Product: glutamate receptor ionotropic, kainate glr-3-like
Exons: 4
Coding region: 1-918 (305 amino acids)
Cellular component (GO): plasma membrane
Molecular function (GO): glutamate-gated receptor activity
Source: RefSeq, a predicted model, not a curated record